Messenger RNA from Ramularia collo-cygni, 930 nucleotides. RefSeq names its product related to ribokinase. Gene Ontology annotation, biological process: D-ribose metabolic process. The transcript has 2 exons. Lineage: Eukaryota; Fungi; Ascomycota; Dothideomycetes; Mycosphaerellales; Mycosphaerellaceae. The coding region runs from base 1 to 930 and encodes 309 amino acids. The record is from RefSeq and is a predicted model, not a curated record. Gene Ontology annotation, molecular function: ribokinase activity.
AUGACAGCAAAGCACACCGUGGCCGUGAUUGGCUCGCUGAACAUCGACUUCAUUACACGAACCUCGCGUCUGGCAGAAGCUGGCGAGACUCUCGGGGCAAAAUCAUUCGAUACAGGAUUCGGCGGAAAAGGAGCCAAUCAAGCAGUUGCGUGUGCACGUCUUGCUGGCGAUAAUGUCAAAGUCCGAAUGGUGGGAAAUGUUGGCGAUGAUAACUUUGGAAAUGAUUACUUUGCAGCCCUGGAAAAGGAAGGGAUCGAUGCUAGUGGCGUGCGGAGAUUGAAGGGCGAGAAGACUGGUGUGACGAAUAUCAUCGUUGAAGAGUCCAGUGGGGAGAACCGGAUUUUGUUUGUUGCGAACGCGAAUGAGAAAUUUGGGGAGAGUGAAGAUCUUGUUGUUGAGAAUAUGGAAGGGGAUGUUGUCAUUUUCCAGCUGGAGAUUCCAUUGAAGACGGUUUUACAUAACAUGCGCAAGGCAAGAGAAGCGGGAAAACAUGUCAUGGUCAACCCGGCACCUGCUGUCGCGCUACCAGAAUCUGCCUUCAAGGAUAUGGACACUCUCAUCAUGAAUGAGACCGAAUCACAAAUUCUUUCCGGGUCUACUGUCAGUACAACCGACCCCUUGAAUCUGGCAAAGCAGUUCCUGCAGAAAGGCGUCCGGGAGGCUGUAAUCAUCACCCUAGGAGGAGAUGGUCUCGUAUACGCCACUGCCGAUGGACAGUUUGGUCGUCUGGAUGCUCACAAGGUAAAAGUCGUCGACACGACUGCUGCAGGAGACACAUUCGUCGGCGGUUACGCUGUGGAACGGGCGCGGAACAUCAAUGGAACAUUCGACUAUGAUAGAGCGCUCAAGUUUGCAAAUUUGGCCGCUUCUAAGACUGUUGAAAGGGCUGGCRCCAUGUCUGCGAUUCCAUUCCUGGAGGAAGUCCGGUGA